Molecule: messenger RNA, 285 nt
Organism: Rodentolepis nana
Lineage: Eukaryota; Metazoa; Platyhelminthes; Cestoda; Cyclophyllidea; Hymenolepididae
Source: the annotation of a GenBank genome assembly
AUGAAAAGUGAUUCCUGGAAGACGCAUUGCGACGAGAUUGUCGGUCGAGUCAAACAGGCCUACGCGCAGUGUCCAAACUAUGAGGUGAUUGUGCAGAGUUUGCUUGAGGAUGGACCGGAUAACGUCCACAAACGAUGCUGCAUUAAACCUGGCAUUCCUCUCAGACCUAUGUUGGCUCAUCCCACUCACGGCGUCGUGGAGGUUCUGAAGCGAUUCGAUCAGGCCGAUUUCACCUGCGAGUAUAAGUAUGAUGGGGAGAGAGCUCAGGUACUUCUCUCGAUUUGA